AUGCGAGGGCUGGAGGCCACGUAUAGGAUAUGCGCCAUCAGAAUCACGUGCUCGUUCCGAACCAUCUUGGACGAAGCAGCGCUGGUCAUCGCCGGGCAAAUCCCCCUCGGUGAGCUGAUACGGGAGAGGAAGGAUAUUCACGACGCCACUCACGAUAGAGAAGCGGCCCACACAGUGGCCGAGCUGAAGGUUGCCGCCAGGAGGAGCAGCUUGGAGAACUGGCAGGCAAGCGUGCUGGGGCAGGUAGACUUCUACCUCACCCAGGCUCUGAGCGGGCACGGCUGUUUCCGCAGCUACCUCAAGCGCUUUGGCCACGAGACGGAGGAUUGGUGUCCAGAGUGUGGCACUGGUAUAGUGGAAGACGCUCAGCACGUUCUUUUUGAGUGCCACAGGUUCGGCUACGAGCGGCAGGAAUUGGAAGCCACAGCAGGGGCAAGAAUAAGCGCGGAAACUCUGGUGCCGCUGAUGCUGGCUGAGCCAAGAGUUUGGGAAGCGGCCGCGGUGUUCGCCUGUAGCGUGAUGAGAACGCUCAGGUCCCUGGAGAGAAGCUGCACCAGCUGCCAGAAGUUUCAAGCCCAGCAACGCAAGCCGGUGGUUAAGAUGAUCAUUCGGAAGGCAGAGGAACCAUUUGCAACGCUAUGCGCCGAUUUCGUUGGACCACUGCCACGAUCCAAGAAAGAGAACACCAUGCUGCUUGCAUUCCACGACACCUUUACUAAAUGGGUAGAACUGGUGCCGGAUACUCAGCCACUACGGAGUUCCGAAACAAUUUGUGUGUGA
Drosophila obscura is the source of this 780-nucleotide messenger RNA. RefSeq lists its product as uncharacterized. Lineage: Eukaryota; Metazoa; Arthropoda; Insecta; Diptera; Drosophilidae. The transcript has 3 exons. Bases 1 to 780 code for a protein of 259 amino acids. The record is from RefSeq and is a predicted model, not a curated record. Gene Ontology annotation, molecular function: nucleic acid binding.